CAGGUAUUUAUGAGCCUCCAUUUCUUAUACUACUGCAGUGAACCAACCUUGGAUGUGAAAAUCGCCUUUUGUCAGGUGUGUGUUCCUCACAGGUAAAACAAGGGAUUCGAUAAACACGUGGAUGUGUCAUAUAUUGCCAAACAUUACAACAUGAGCAAAAGCAAAGUAGACAACCAGUUCUACAGUGUGGAAGUAGGAGACUCAACCUUCACAGUUCUCAAGCGCUACCAGAACCUAAAGCCAAUUGGCUCUGGGGCUCAGGGAAUAGUUUGUGCUGCAUAUGAUGCUGUCCUCGACAGAAAUGUGGCCAUUAAGAAGCUCAGCCGACCCUUCCAGAACCAAACUCAUGCCAAGAGGGCUUACCGGGAGCUGGUCCUCAUGAAGUGUGUGAACCAUAAAAAUAUUAUUAGCUUAUUAAAUGUUUUCACACCCCAGAAAACGCUGGAGGAGUUCCAAGAUGUUUAUUUAGUGAUGGAGCUGAUGGAUGCCAACUUGUGUCAGGUGAUCCAGAUGGAGCUGGACCAUGAGCGGAUGUCUUAUUUGCUGUACCAGAUGUUGUGUGGCAUCAAGCAUCUCCACUCUGCUGGAAUUAUCCAUAGGGACUUAAAACCCAGUAACAUUGUAGUCAAGUCUGAUUGCACACUGAAAAUUCUUGACUUUGGACUGGCCAGGACAGCGGGCACAAGCUUCAUGAUGACUCCGUAUGUAGUGACUCGAUAUUACAGAGCCCCAGAGGUCAUCCUGGGAAUGGGCUACAAGGAGAACGUGGAUAUAUGGUCUGUGGGAUGCAUCAUGGGAGAAAUGGUUCGCCACAAAAUCCUCUUUCCCGGAAGGGACUAUAUUGACCAGUGGAACAAAGUCAUCGAGCAGCUAGGAACUCCUUGUCCAGAAUUCAUGAAGAAGUUGCAGCCCACAGUCAGAAACUACGUGGAGAAUCGACCCAAGUAUGCGGGACUCACCUUCCCCAAGCUCUUUCCAGAUUCCCUCUUCCCAGCCGACUCUGAGCACAAUAAACUAAAAGCCAGCCAAGCCAGGGAUUUGUUGUCAAAGAUGUUAGUGAUCGACCCGGCUAAGAGAAUAUCGGUGGAUGACGCCUUACAGCAUCCGUACAUCAACGUUUGGUACGACCCUGCUGAAGUGGAGGCGCCUCCUCCUCAGAUAUAUGACAAACAGCUGGAUGAAAGGGAGCACACGAUUGAAGAAUGGAAAGAACUCAUCUACAAGGAAGUAAUGAACUCAGAAGAAAAGACUAAAAAUGGCGUAGUAAAAGGACAGCCCUCUCCUUCAGGUACUCACUCUCUGUGAAUAACCGAAAUGAUAGUAUUUGUGUAUUUUCCUGGCCUUUGAGGGACGUGGUCAUGAACA
Messenger RNA from Cricetulus griseus (Chinese hamster), 1365 nucleotides. The record is from RefSeq and is a predicted model, not a curated record. Lineage: Eukaryota; Metazoa; Chordata; Mammalia; Rodentia; Cricetidae.